Messenger RNA from Capsicum annuum, 1878 nucleotides. RefSeq lists its product as uncharacterized. The record is from RefSeq and is a predicted model, not a curated record. Bases 557 to 1249 code for a protein of 230 amino acids. Lineage: Eukaryota; Viridiplantae; Streptophyta; Magnoliopsida; Solanales; Solanaceae. The transcript has 7 exons.
GAGAUAUUAAAAAACAAACAGCCAUAACUAUCUUCACUACCAUCAUAGUCACCUAUAUUGUAGUCACAAUUAUCCGAGGCAAGACAUUUUCUUAUAUCACCUUGUACCUACAAAAUGAACAAAACAUUCGAAUCUUUAAAAAAAAUAAAUGCAGCCCAAGUUGAAUUCGACCUUUGCGAGAUUUAUUUUUAACUUUUUAUGAAAGAUGCAAUCAUUUUUACCACAAUUUAUGAUAAUAAAACAGGUAGAUUAAAAAUUUGUUACUUCUAGUUUGACAUAAAAUAGCUGACCCGAAAAGCGCUAGCGGGUCACUGUGAAUUAUGACAACCAAUUAAAAUCACACAGAGAGACAAAAAGCCAAGUUGAAAAUACAAAGUAGAAUUUCAUGUGAAGUCGGCGUAGUAUAAUAUUCCGAAUUUAUUUAUUGAAGAAAUAUCAAAGAUUUCAAUUUUUGUUUACGAACACAAUAUAGCAUGUUUGGUCAGCGUUUUUUCCAGUUUAUUAUUAUUAUUAUUACAAUUGUGCGGUGAAUUUAUUGAAAGCUGAUCGAUCAAAUAUGGGUAGCGAAAAACCCGGUUCAGACAAUGGGGAAAAACGGGUUUAUCAAGAUAAAGAGGAGAUGAAACUUUGGGGUAUUUUUAUUUUUGCAUUAAUUGGAGCUACUGCCACCACUUUCGCCGUCACACAAUUGCGAAGUACAGUGGAUUUUGUCUACUCUCAGUCAGCACAGAGAAGUCGAGCUGGGGGUUCUUUUAGGACAAGUUUUCAGGAGGAAGCGUGGAAAAGAUAUAAUCGCAGGAUGCGGGAAGAGUAUGAAGAAGAAAUGGAGAGAGUGGAGCGCAUUCGUCGUAUGCAAAGUGUUUUCAAUAGGGAGAGAAACAAGUAUAAGAGGAGCUAUGAGAGCUGGCAAGAAAAUGGGCAAAGUGCAUAUCAUCAGCACUUCCAAAGGAAUGACUGGUAUUGGAAGGCUGAUACCUCGUUUAGAGACCGGGGAACUAAUUUCAGGGAAGCUCCUAGGGCCAAUGCAAGCUACCCGUUGUCGCAACAUUACUCGGUUUUGGGCCUUGACAGGUCUAGGACGAAGCCUUACACGGAUGAUGAGAUAAAGUCUGCCUUUAGGGCCAAGGCAAAGCAGUUCCACCCUGAUCAGAAUCAGCAAAACAAAGAGGUUGCUGAAGCAAAGUUUAAGGAAGUCAUGAAGUCGUAUGAGGCUAUAAAAUCGGAAAGGAAGAAUGGCACGAGUAGAUGAAAGAGCCAGGAUAAAUGCCUGCAAAUUUUCUGUAACAUUCUAAGAGGUCAUGUCCACUUGACGUUGUAUGUUAGUUUGGCUAAAUUCAAGAUGGAUCCCUGAGCGACUGUCAAGCCAUUUGCUUCCAGCCUUGUGCUAGUCGACUGGUGCACGUAGUCUCUUGACAUUCUUGGCUUCUUAUCAAGGUUUUCAAGAUACGCUUUGAAAUAGGUUCUUGUUUCUUUUUUCUUCAAAAUUGACAGAGUAUAAGAGCACUUCUACAGACGAGGAGGUUGUAACUUCCAGGAUAAGUGUAAUUCCUCUUCCGACUCCCUACUCUUCCCGGAAGAGCGCGAUUUCUGACUUGGGAUAACUGAACAUAUGGAUUGACAUUGUAUAUCGCACAGGCUAUAGUACACUGUAAGUUAUAGUCAAGAGGUCAAAUAAAGAGAGAAGGCUGUAAUCAGCCUAUGAAUUUUGCCUUGUAUUAAAUCUGAGUGGCUAAGGCUGAAUUGCCCAUGUAAUUGGUUUAUUGAUUAUGUUAUAUCAUUAGGUGACUUGGUGGAAAAGAUUUGAAGAAACUUCUUGAAAUUAUUCAUUGUAGCAACACAAAAGGUCGAAUUUAGAGAAAAAGUCCAGUUUCUAUGCUA